Erythranthe guttata (spotted monkey flower) is the source of this 384-nucleotide messenger RNA. Its product is annotated as auxin-responsive protein SAUR20. Lineage: Eukaryota; Viridiplantae; Streptophyta; Magnoliopsida; Lamiales; Phrymaceae. The record is from RefSeq and is a predicted model, not a curated record. Gene Ontology annotation, biological process: response to auxin.
AUGGAAAAGCCGCCGGAUGUAGCGUCGAAUUUGCAGGCAGAGCAGUGUGAGUUUCCAUCGUUGGGUCUGCAGAGGAGCAGUCCUCACCAAGAUUUUCAUCACUUCCAACAAAAAUCGAUGGCUAUUCACAAAAUUCUUAGACGGUCUUUAUCGGCUGAAAAGAGGACAAUUGAAGUUCCAAAGGGGCAUUUGGCUGUUUAUGUCGGGGAGAGUGAAAAGAAGCGAUUUGUUAUACCAUUAACGUAUUUGAAUGAUCCUUUGUUUCAAGAAUUGCUAUGCCAAACUGAAGAAGAAUUCGGAUUUCAUCAUCCAAUGGGCGGCCUCACUAUUUCUUGUAGUGAGGACUUAUUUAUUGAUCUCACCUCUCGCUUGAGCAGAGCUUGA